AUGUACAACCCUUUCAAGAUCUCAGAUCCUAGAAACCUCAAGAUCAGCCUGGCUGCUCCGCCCAACUGGACCUUUGCCCCAGGCGACAAUGUCAUCGGUACCGUCGUCCGCGAGGCGUCGCUCGUCAGUCCCGAUGCAACAAUCCGGGUGUCUCUAGGGGGAAUUGCCGAAACCAGGAUGGUGGAACAAUACGGAAAUCAGCAGAUAGAUCAUUCCAAUCGAUGGGACCUCCUGGAUCCACGAGAUGAAGAUCUCUUUCAGGGGCCGCUCCACCUCGCCGAAGGGAGUACAGAAUGCCUCACGUUCCCAUUCGAAGUAAAUAUACCGCUACGGCCAUCUCUCACGAUGAUUCCACGUCAUAACUAUGAAACGAGCUUCCUACCGAUAGAUCAUGACAGCGUAGCCGAGCAGACGCUCCCUGGGACUUUCGCCUGCAGCAACGGGGACGGCUCGAUAGGCAUGAUCGGAUAUAAGUUGGAAGCUGAGCUGCGUUAUCGUCGCGGCGGCGAAAUCAUCACACAUACGGAGUCAUGUCGUCUCGUGAUCCGACAUAGCCUAGUCGAACCCCCGCUGGUGCACUACGAGAUGAUCCCACACUCGCAAACUGCCCGAAUGCAGAGCCACCGGCUGGUGACUGGGGUGGGGCACUUGUCCUUGAAGAAAAAGAUACAAAACUUCUACGGUUCCUCCAGUGUUCCCGGAUGGGCCUAUCGAGUGGACAUCAGUGCACCCAAGGCCAUACAGUUGGACCACUCCCUUCCUAUUCCCCUGACUGUCAAUAUCGUGGGCGUUCCUGACGAGACGAGCCCAGCGCUUCGAGACACCACCGUGACCGUCAUCGUUCAGUCCAUCCGCAUCAGCGUAAUAUCCAUGACCGUUACCCAUGUCUGCGGCCUCGGGUAUAGCACGGGAAAUUUGGACUUUUGGCGCAAGACGCAUUCCAUCGUUAUUCCCUCCCGCACAUUCCUGACACCGAUUGAGUUUCACGUCGGACAGGACAGCUCCCCUUUCGAUCUUGGCAAUGUCUUUCAGAUAUAUCUGGACUCCGAUGGUCUUCGAAAAGGUACUCAAAGAUUUGAUCCAAGCACCCCAUUUUCGGGCUCGAUAUACCCUGACUUUGUUUCGUACAUUAUUCGACACAAACAUGAGCUGAGGUGUGAGCUUACGCUUGAUAUUUCGGGGGAGUCCCAGACUGUUGCAAUUUCGGCGCCAUUAAAUGUGCUGCCGUCGGACUAG
Aspergillus affinis is the source of this 1236-nucleotide messenger RNA. RefSeq lists its product as uncharacterized. The transcript has a single exon. Lineage: Eukaryota; Fungi; Ascomycota; Eurotiomycetes; Eurotiales; Aspergillaceae. The record is from RefSeq and is a predicted model, not a curated record. Bases 1 to 1236 code for a protein of 411 amino acids.